AUGGUUGCCAAGCCCCAUCCACUGCGCACAGCGCUCAUCGGCCUCUCGUCAACAGCCGCUACCUCUUGGGCUGCUGUAGCUCACCUUCCCAGCCUGCUUGCAGAAGAGGGACAAUCCAGGUUUUCCAUCAAAGCGCUUUUGAACAGCAGUACUGAGGCAGCCCAGUCAGCUAUCGAGACGUAUCAGCUUCCUUCUGAUACCAAAGCCUACGGAUCACCGGAAGAUCUUGCUGCGGACCCAGACAUUGAUCUCGUCAUAUGUAACACGAGAGUUGACAAGCACUACGAGGUCAUCAUUGAUAGCGUGCGGGCAGGGAAAGACGUGUUUGUCGAAUGGCCGAUCGCGGCUACACAAGAGCAGAUUCAAGACUUGGUAGAUGCGGCCAAGCAGAGUGGUUCUCGAGUCGCAGUCGGUCUACAAAGACGUUGGAAUCCGAUCGUGACAAAGGUGAAGGAGCUUCUGAACGGCAGCGAUGCUAGACUGGGUAAGGUACUCAGUGCAGAGGUACGCAUGUUUGGAGCUACAAACGACCGAGACACCUUGCCUGUUGGUCUUAAAUACUUUGCUCAGAAGGAGGUCGGUGGCAACGCCAUCGUAAUCGGUACAACCGCCCUUGAUACCCUACUAUCGGUCAUCGGGGAUGUCGAGCUUCAGACAGUUCAAGCCAAAACACAGAUUCAGCGCCCAAACAACCGUAUUCGGGACCCAUCAACAAAGGAAGUCGUCGAGCUGAUUACAUCCAACGUUCCUGACCUUCUUUCGUUCAAUGCUCGACUAGAGCCAUCCUCACAUACACUAGGGGACGCCACACUUGCGUUCUUCUUCCGACGAGGACAGCCCUUCCCCGGUACGUCUUUUUGGACCUGGGCAAUCAACUUUCAGCACGGCGAGAUCAGAGUCGAUUCACCUUCCACCUCGUUCUUUGAAGCCAGCGAGCACGAUAAACCUAUCACGAUCCAUGUCCAUCAUUUUGAUGAUGAUAGUCUUGAGAAAGUUGAAUGGAGCUGGAGCUCAGAGCAGCUGAAGCUUCCUCUCCUGGCUCGCUCUACAUCGGCCACUCUGUACGCGUUUGCAGAUGGUCGACCAGCAGGCGAUGGCUGGGUCAACCUUGAGGAUGCAGCAAGACGGGCAGUGUUGAUAGAAAAACUUCUCAACGCAUAG
Messenger RNA from Ascochyta rabiei, 1161 nucleotides. RefSeq lists its product as uncharacterized. NCBI's taxonomy places the organism in Eukaryota, Fungi, Ascomycota, Dothideomycetes, Pleosporales, Didymellaceae. The record is from RefSeq and is a predicted model, not a curated record. Gene Ontology annotation, molecular function: nucleotide binding. The coding region runs from base 1 to 1161 and encodes 386 amino acids. The transcript has 2 exons.